CGCUGUUUAGUGUUUCUUCGUUUUUGCGCGUCAAUUACGUCGAGAUCGGUUGAGACUCGAAUUUCGUUUUUAGGUUAUAACCGUCAUUUAUACAUCAGUAGUCUCGUGAUUAUGAGAUAAUAGUGUUUGUUGAGACCUUCAUCAUAUUAUAAUGAUAACUUGUGUGGUCAAUAACUGUCCCUCCACUCAGAGCACAAAGGUAGACGGCAAGCCGAUCACGUUUUUUUCCUUUCCUGAGGACAAUUUAAGGAAGAGUGAAUGGUGUCGCAACUGUGGUCUAGCAUUUAGCAGCAAGGAACCUUUGCACAUUUGUGAGCUUCAUUUUGAGAAAGGCUACUUCACCUCGUCCAAAGAUUUGAAAUCUAACGCUGUUCCCACUCUGUUUGUUAAGACAGAAGAAACUUCAAAAGAACAAAAAGCAAAGAAUAUGUCACAGGUGAUGUCAGUGAAAGUAUCAGCUAAACGGAGAAAGUUAGAUGAACAUUCGCAUGCUUCAAUGACACCGUUACAGAGUCCAUCCGUGCAGAAUAAUAUUGGAGAUUUGUUUGGCAGAAGUAAAGCAGAUACGUCAAAGAAUUAUGGAUCUAUGAAUGGUUCUACCAUAUUGACUUCCGUAAUACAAAAUUCUCAGGCGAAUGUAAAGACAUAUCGUUUGAUAAUACAGAUAGAUAAAAUACGAAGUAAACCAGCUCCGAAAUGUAAAAAGAUACUGCCUCUAGUAACAUUUAAUAAAGACACAGAGACAAUUAAAAGCAAAACGAAAAGAGAAUCAAUUAAAGGAUCUUGUGUUAAGGGUACUUGUAAACUGAAAAAAUGUAUAUAUCAAUCAAAACUAGCAUUUCAAUGCGAAAUAUGUGAUAAAUAUUUUUUUGAAAUGAAACCGCUAUUCAAAAGCUACCCUUGUGCUAAAUGUUCUUCGUCUUUUUCUGAUCUACAAUCAUUAUGUGCACACAUCAACAAAAUACAUUUUACUUGCGAUAUUUGUCUGACAGAAUGUAGCUCUCAAAUGAUAUAUGACAAGCAUUCAAAAUUGCAUAUUAAUACCAAAUCGAAACAUCCAUACAAGUGUCACUUGUGUGGCAAAAUAUUUGAUCUGAAAAAUAAUAUUAAGCAGCAUUACCUGCAAGAACAUCCUAAAAUAAGUCUACAGAACACUGUUGUUCAAGUUACUUCUCCUAUAACUACGAUAGUUCCUCAACAAACUGAUUAUUCAUGUACAAACUGCAAUAUUAAUUUUACAAGCGAUCAAGCUUACAGGAAUCACAUAUGCUCUAAUGAAAAGAAGGAAAGCAUUACAUGUAACAUUAAAAGCGAUGCUAAGAAGAUAAUACCUGUACCGAAUCCUUUAACCGGAAGUCAAAUAGGCAUUCUUCAGGCGGUGAAAUUCAGUUGUCGAGUGUGCUCGAAAGAGUUCGACAACGUUAAGGAAGUUGAUUUGCACACAAGGACUCACUUAGAGGUACCCGAGGAAGAUCUUAAAUGUAAUAUAUGUAAGAAACUCUUUAAGAGCAGCACGAUAUUCACUGAGCAUUUAAAACAGCACUUGGAGCGCGCGCAUGUCUGUCCAAUUUGCUCGAAAGUCUUUAUCAAUAAAAUUUCUUUGAAUAAUCAUUUGAAGAUGCAUACUAAAGUGGUGGAGUAAUAUAGCUUCACAUUUGACACACAUUAAAAAU
Mycetomoellerius zeteki is the source of this 1673-nucleotide messenger RNA. RefSeq names its product zinc finger protein 652. Lineage: Eukaryota; Metazoa; Arthropoda; Insecta; Hymenoptera; Formicidae. The record is from RefSeq and is a predicted model, not a curated record. The coding region runs from base 152 to 1642 and encodes 496 amino acids. The transcript is spliced from 5 exons.